Molecule: messenger RNA, 534 nt
Organism: Salvia splendens (bonfire salvia)
Lineage: Eukaryota; Viridiplantae; Streptophyta; Magnoliopsida; Lamiales; Lamiaceae
Product: metalloendoproteinase 3-MMP
Exons: 1
Coding region: 1-534 (177 amino acids)
Biological process (GO): extracellular matrix organization; proteolysis; collagen catabolic process
Cellular component (GO): extracellular matrix
Molecular function (GO): zinc ion binding; metalloendopeptidase activity
Source: RefSeq, a predicted model, not a curated record
AUGCGCGGAAACAGAAGCCACGUGCACGAGCAUGGCUCGAUAACCGUGUCUCACUACAGUUUCUUUAGCGGCCAGCCAAAAUGGUUUCAACUCAAAAACACAUCUAAAUUAUGGUUUUUGCGUAACGUUCCUGCAGUGGCCAUCCCACCUAUAGAGAGUGCCUUCCAAAAGUGGGCUUCGGUCUCUAGUUUCUCUUUCUCACGUGGCCGGAGAUACUUCGAUCUGAUCAUAGGCUUUCAGUGGCGAGACCAUGGAGAUGGAUACCCGUUCGAUGGCCCACAUGGAGUCCUAGCGCAUGCGUUCCCCCCAACGGAUGGGAGGCUACAUCUGGACGGAGACGAGCUGUGGUCAAUCGGUGCAGUUCCCGACGCAAUCGACUUGGAGUCCGUUGCUCUACAUGAAAUAGGGCAUCUGCUUGGACUUGAUCAUAGCGACAAUCAAGAGUCAAUCAUGUAUCCUAGCAUCUCCUCAGGUGUGGUGAAGAAUAAUCUGAAUGAUGAUGAUAUUAAAGGGAUUAGGGCUUUGUAUAAUUAA